UACAUGAUUUUCUAAGUCUCUUUGGUGGCGCGCAGGGACCAAUAUGGAUUGCAUAUAAAAUGCUCCACAAAGUGUCGUCAACGUCCUAUUCAGUAUUUGGCUACCGUGUCAUAACAGUCUUUCCGUACCUUGAAUCUGUAAAAUUGAAAAUAAUAUAAUAAUGAACGGCCAAACAAUAGUAACUAUAUGUAUUUCGGCUUGGAUGGUUUUGAACAUACUGCCAGGCGCAAUUAAUGCAGAUGAUCAUUUUUUUCAAACAGGCGGUAGAUUUGGAAAGAGACACGAUAUACAAACAUCAGGUGAAAAAUUCACUGAAUUUUUACGAUCGCAAGUAAUGGAAAAUGUACCUCCAAGAAUAGAACGAGGAUUUUACAUCUCUAGAUAUGGAAAACGAAAUAGUAACUCAAUUUCAGGAACAGAAUAUUUAUCAAUAUGUCUGCCUUCAUUUGGAAUAUCAUGCGACUUAGUAGAAUCAACAAAUUUACUUCAUUGUAAAAGAAUUCAUCCAAUGGAAUGUUCCAAUAUAAACUCUGGUGAAGACAAAAUUUUAAUGAAGUAUGAUAAUGAACAGUCUUAAAAACUACUAGAAAAACUAUUUUUGUUAUCUUCAUAGACUACACUAAAUAUUCAUCAGAUUAUGAAUUAGGUACUCUAUGUACUUUUAAAUUUAAGUAAUCAUGUAUCUAAAACUUGUAACAUUUUUAAAUAUCAAAAUAAAAUAGGUUUGUUUUGUUUAUUCACUAUA
Messenger RNA from Daktulosphaira vitifoliae (grape phylloxera), 745 nucleotides. RefSeq lists its product as uncharacterized. The record is from RefSeq and is a predicted model, not a curated record. Lineage: Eukaryota; Metazoa; Arthropoda; Insecta; Hemiptera; Phylloxeridae. The transcript has 5 exons. The coding region runs from base 161 to 577 and encodes 138 amino acids.